AUGGAGGCAUUCACCUUUGCACUGUCCACACAGGUGGAUCUGCCAGUAUGCAUUAAAGUUGGCUCACUAGAGGGCAAACAGAAGCAGAUCCCGUUCUCCCGUCUACUCCAGAACCCCGAAUUGCGGUAUCUCGGCUCUGCCCAGAACCAUUCUUCUGAUCUCUUUGUUACUUCGCAAUUAUGGUCGGACUCCAAACCGCUUGGCGUGCCUUUGCAGACUUCCUACAGGGCAUUCAAAAAUACUCGGUCUUGGAAUGAAUGGCUACAGAUGCCCAUCUCCAUCAAGGAUGCCCCGCUCAACGCCCAGCUAGCAAUCACGAUCUGGGAUCUAUCCCCGCUGGCGGGUGACGGACCGCAAGGACAUGAUAUUCCCUUUGGCGGUACCACAAUUUCACUGUUUGAUCACGAGGGUAAGCUGAAGAUGGGUCGGCAGAAGUGCAAGGUCUAUCGUCACAAAGCUGCCGAUGGAUAUUCAGCAACAACCACUCCAUCUGCCCCUCCUCCUAAGCGCCGAAAGCCCAACGCUCGUGAUUUAAUGGCGCCAUCUCUAGAAGAAGCGGAACUGGAACGGAUCGAGGUUUUGAUCAAGAAGCAUGAAAUGGGAGAAAUCACUCGGAUCGACUGGAUGGAUCAAAUGGUCUUCCGCCAGCUUGAGAAACUCAAGCUCCAAGCCGAGGAAGCUGCACGGAAACGAGCCAUACAUCUGAAGAACACGAAACCGAAGAGCAGAGAUGCCGAAGAUGAUAGUUCCGAUGAGGAAGACUUGAAUGAUGAAAACUUCGUCCUUUAUGUGGAAUUUCCCCGUUUUGAUCAUACAAUCGUCUGGGCCGAUCACCAAUACCCUUCCGCUCCCAUAUCUUCUUACCCUCAAAAUAUGCCUUCUAACCCCAACUCUACCCUAAAGCCCGUUCCCGAGGUCCGAUUCGGUCCUGGUAUUGAAGGCGGAAAUGGCGCGGGAGUGAUCCGAAUCUAUGACCCAGAAGUUGGACAGCCUGGAAACCCUUGCGAAGAUAAGCACCGGCGCCUGAUCCGUAGCCAUCGGACCGGCUUCAUGGAUCGGGAACUCAAGCCCAAUCCUAAGAACCGUGAUGAGCUGAAUAUUAUUUUAUCAUACGAGCCGACCCAGGAUCUUACAGCAGAGGAGAAAGACCUCGUGUGGAAAUUUAGGUAUUACCUGACCCGGGAGAAGAUAGCGUUGACCAAAUUCGUCAAAUCGGUCAACUGGCGCGAUGAUGGAGAGUCUCGACAGGCUGUGGAGAUCCUUCCCAAGUGGACCGAUAUCGAUGUCGAUGAUGCUUUGGAACUUCUGGGCCCCACAUUUGACAACCCGGCAGUGCGUUCUUAUGCCGUUGCAAGGUUGCGCAAGGCAGAUGAUGAGGAGCUUCUUCUUUAUCUUUUGCAGUUGGUGCAGGCUUUGAAAUACGAGGACCACUCUGCAAAUGACGCUGAUGAAGCCGCCCAUGACUCCUCGCUUGCCAACUUCCUGAUCACGCGAGCUGCAAAUAACUUCAAGCUCGGCAACUACCUGCAUUGGUACCUGAUGGUUGAAUGUGACGAUGCUGGUCCGGGCACGCUUUCUACACAACGCCGCCUUUUUGCGCGAGUUGAAUACUACUUCAUGCGGGAGCUCGAAAAGGUUAAUGCAGAGCACCGGAAAACUCUUCUGCGACAAGGUGAACUUGUUGCUGUACUCUCCAAGAUUGCCAAAGACAUUCGAUUUUCUCGCGAAACCAGGCCUGCAAAAAUAGAGAAGCUAAAAAAGUUGCUCCGGGACCCCAAGAACGACAUUAUCAAUAUCGACCCCCCAUUGCCUCUUCCUCUGGACCCAGACGUCUCUGUGGUGGGCUGUUACCCUGAUGAAUCCAAUGUCUUCAAAUCGACCCUUUCUCCCCUGCAUAUCACAUUCAAGACCGCUGAUGGCCGUCGAUAUCCGCUCCUGUUCAAGGUAGGUGAUGAUCUUCGCCAAGAUCAACUGGUCAUUCAAAUUAUUAUCCUGAUGGAUCGUCUCCUCCAAAAAGAGAACCUGGACUUGAAGCUCACGCCGUACCGGAUCCUCGCCACGAGCUCCACAGCGGGUGCUGUUCAGUUUAUCCCAUCAACUUCGCUUUCCGCCGCCUCGGCCAAGUACAAGUCCAUUCUAGCGUACUUGAAGGAACACAACCCUGAUGACAACGAACCACUUGGAGUUCGCAAGGAGACAAUGGACACAUACAUCAAGUCCUGCGCGGGCUACUGUGUGAUCACCUAUCUUCUUGGUGUGGGUGAUCGGCACUUAGAGAACUUGCUCCUGGCCCCAGAUGGUCACUUCUUCCACGCCGACUUCGGUUUCAUUCUUGGCCGUGACCCCAAGCCUUUUGCUCCUAUGAUGAAACUCUGUAAAGAAAUGGUUGAGGGCAUGGGUGGUACGACCUCGCCGCAUUAUCUCCAGUUCAAGCAACAUUGUUUCACUGCGUAUACCACCCUGCGCAAAUCAGCCAACCUCAUUCUUAACCUAUUUAGUCUGAUGGUUGAUGCCAAUAUCCCGGACAUUCGCGUGGAGCCUGAUAAGGCUGUCUUCAAGGUUAAAGAGCGUUUUCAUUUGGAGAUGACUGAAGAGGAGGCUAUACGUCACUUUGAACAGUUGAUCGGAGACAGCGUGAAUGCUAUAUUCGGUGUGGUGAUUGAUCGUCUGCAUGAAUUUGUGCAAGGCUGGAGGGCAUGA
Penicillium odoratum is the source of this 2700-nucleotide messenger RNA. RefSeq names its product phosphatidylinositol 3-kinase VPS34. Gene Ontology annotation, biological process: autophagosome assembly; endocytosis; autophagy of peroxisome. Gene Ontology annotation, molecular function: 1-phosphatidylinositol-3-kinase activity. The transcript is spliced from 2 exons. Bases 1 to 2700 code for a protein of 899 amino acids. NCBI's taxonomy places the organism in Eukaryota, Fungi, Ascomycota, Eurotiomycetes, Eurotiales, Aspergillaceae. The record is from RefSeq and is a predicted model, not a curated record. Gene Ontology annotation, cellular component: membrane; phosphatidylinositol 3-kinase complex, class III, type II; peroxisome.